This is a messenger RNA of Lecanosticta acicola, 1058 nucleotides long. NCBI's taxonomy places the organism in Eukaryota, Fungi, Ascomycota, Dothideomycetes, Mycosphaerellales, Mycosphaerellaceae. The record is from the annotation of a GenBank genome assembly.
AUGGACGAGCCGGACGAUCAAGGGAGGCUCUCGUCGCAACAUUGCAUGGGCGGCGACGGCAGACCCUCCUACACCACUGAGUCGGUGCUGACAGCCGUCGAGGACCGCGAACUGGAGCCCGGGGAGCAGCAAGAGGAUGGUACGUCUCAUCGAUGGAGAACACGCAAUCGCAACAAGAACCCUAAAGGUCUGCUGCAUCGGUUUGCCAAGGUGAGUACCUCUACCAAGAUGUAGAGGAGCGAUGCUGAAGUGUAUGCUUCGCUAGCAGAACCGGAACGACAAGCCUAAGAAUCGCUCUUUUAAAGCUUGGAUAUCGGCCAUACCAUGGCUUGGAGCUCGUCAAGAACGGCAAGCGAGAUAUGGAUCUCUUGCAUGAGGCCUUGACACUGAAACACAAUUGUUCGGAGCACGCAUACGGCCAGCUGGAAUUCGACCAGAUAUGGGGGAAAUACGACGUAAAACCCCCAUCCAGAGCACAGCCUUCCAGGACGCUGACGGACCCUUCAUAGGCCCUCAUCGAUCUUCCAGCCUACGCCUUCGUUCCCGAGCUCCUAAAGCACUACCCUCAAACACUCAAAUUCAUCCUCACCGACCGCCACGUAGACGUCUGGCAUGCAGAGAUGCAAAAAUCAGUCUUUGCGCACCUGGAUUGCCGCUCUCUGCUGCUUCAAUCCUUCUACGACAGCCACCACGCCCGACCUCUUCGACGCCUCAUGCGAAAAUGGGCUCACAUGUUCUGUGGCCUAGACUUCGGGGGUGGAGCGCGGAGAGCAUACGUGGAGCAUGUGCGCUAUUGCUUGAAGGCCGUGCCGAAGGAGAGGCUGUUGAUUUUGAAGUUUGAAGAGGAUGGAGAGGAUUGGUGGGAAGAUUUGUGUACAUUUCUUGGGCACGAGGUACCGAGGGAAGUGUUUCCGAGGGUAGACACGGUCGAGGCGUUUGAUCAGGUCGAAGAGAUCAGUAGAGGGAAUCCAGAAUUAGCGGCGAUGCAGAUCAUACUAGCGGCUAUUGUCGUCGCCGCUGUAGCUGCAGUAUGGUGGUGCCACGUAAUGAGGCUGUGA